CGAGAUAGGAUAAUGCUCAAACCCUUUCCAAAUCUUACUCCAUUGUUGAACCCACUUUCAUUUCUUCUCCUCCUCCAAAAACAUACCUCAAAUGGAUGCUCUAUUCAUAAACCCAUCUCUUUCCCGCACAAAACAACUCAACAUCAAUCAAUCUUCACAAUCCCAUCUUCCUCUCUCAUCCGAAUCCCCCUUCCUUCACCUCCGCCGCAAUCUUCAACCCAUCCGCCUCCAAAUCCGAUCCUCCUCCGAACAACAAACUCUCGAUCAAUUUCAGACCUACGAAGAUUACGACCAAGAAGAAUCAUACGGAGAAGUAAGUAAAAUAAUCGGAAGUCGAUCAAUCAAAGAAGGAAAAGGAAUGGAAUAUCUAAUCGAAUGGAAAGACGACCACAAUCCCACAUGGGUUCCAUCCGAUUUCAUUGCGAAUGAUGUAGUCGCCGAAUACGAGACUCCAUGGUGGACAGCAGCUAAGAAGGCCGACGAAUCUGUGUUGGAGAAGCUUAUUAGUUCCGGCGAUGGAAGAGAUGUUGAUGCUGUUGAUUCAGACGGUCGUACUGCUUUAAUCUUUGUUGCGGGUCUUGGUUCAGAAUCGUGCGUUCGUUUAUUGGCUGAAGCUGGUGCUGAUGUGAAUCAUCGUGAUAAUAGCGGUGGUUUGACUGCGUUACAUAUGGCUGCUGGUUAUGUUAGGCCUGGAGUGGCCAAGGUUUUGAUUCAGUUUGGAGCUAAUUCAGAGGUAGAAGAUGAAAGUGGUCGGACACCAUUAGAACUGGCGAAAGAGAUCUUAAAGGUGACGCCAAAACUACAAUUUGCAAAACGGCUAGGAUUAGAAAGUGUAAUAAAAGAGUUGGAAGAAUCAUUAUAUGAGUUUUCCGAAGUUGAAGAAAUCAUGGAGAAGAGAGGAAAAGGGGAGUAUUUGGAGUAUUUGAUCAAAUGGAAAGACGGGGGCGAUAAUGAGUGGGUGAAGGCGGCCAUGGUAGCGGAGGAUCUUGUACGAGAUUUUGAGGCCGGGCUGGAAUACGCUGUGGCGGAGAGCGUAAUUGGCAAAAGAAUUGGUGAUUCUGGGAUUGAAUACCUUGUUAAAUGGACAGACUUAGAUGAAUCCACUUGGGAGCCCGAGGAAAAUGUCGAUCCUGAUUUAAUCAACAGCUUUAAAGAUCUUGCAAUUAAGUAGUUAUUAUGUAUUAAUUAAUUAAUUAUUGUUACUCAUUUUGGAAGAGUUA
Molecule: messenger RNA, 1220 nt
Organism: Impatiens glandulifera
Lineage: Eukaryota; Viridiplantae; Streptophyta; Magnoliopsida; Ericales; Balsaminaceae
Product: signal recognition particle 43 kDa protein, chloroplastic
Exons: 2
Coding region: 92-1171 (359 amino acids)
Cellular component (GO): nucleus; cytoplasm
Molecular function (GO): protein binding
Source: RefSeq, a predicted model, not a curated record